AUGGUUUCUUUUCAAUGCGAGGGCUGUGGCGACGUCUUGACCAAGAAGAAGCUCGAUCCACACCGCAAUCAAUGUCGGGGCGCUAUGUUUACCUGUAUCGACUGCAUGACGACGUUUCAAGGCACAAGUUAUCGAGCACAUACAUCAUGCAUCACGGAAGAUCAGAAAUACCAGGGCGCCCUAUAUCGCGAGAAGCCUUCCAAGGCCGCGAAGAGAAAGUCCGUCUCCAUCGUCGAGCCAGAGUACGAAAAAGCUCUCGUCCCUCGUCAAGCAUACGUUGAAGACGACCUGGAAACGGAUGCCCCUCCACACGUCCCUACUCCUCCUCCCGCCGUGCCAGAUUCAAAUCGUGACAGUGUGUUUGAUUAUAUGGUCGAUGAAGGCAGCCAAACAGGCACACCCCAGAUAAGUUUUACAAAGGACAAGGAAGAAAUGUCUAUGAAGCAGACUGCUCCGUCCAUCUUCUCCAGCAGCCGGCCGUCCAGCCAGAAUGGGUAUCACAACGCGGACGAGGAGGAGCAGCAUAGCAAAGAGUACGAAGAAAAUGGCUUCACUUGGGGCGCGGCACCGGUCAAGCCUCGAGGAGGGCUGGACAUGAACAACAGUACCCUGUCGCUCGAAUUUAUGACUCCGGCAGCGAAAGAGAUGAAAUCCAAACUAGACAAGAAAGAGAGACCACGCGCACAUAGUCGGACGAACAGCGGUAGUGAGAAGAAACGAAAACGACCCACAGACGAUCAAGUGCACGAGUUGGAAGGGGACACUUUGAUGGCCGACACGGUCAAGAUGGACACGCCGGUGAUCAUACACUCGGGGCUCACGGGUGGACUCAGCCGAAUGAUGUCUCAAGACGAGUCGUACCCGUUCCGCCGGUCUCCCGAUCCCAACGACAAACGCGUGAUUGUCCACAAGGAGCGUUCAGCUCGUCGAAGUGUGAAAGCGGAAGACCCCACCUCUCCGUUGAAACGCACUCGACACACCAAGGAAGAUUCCAAUGGCCUUGGCAUCUCGAUCAAAGGUCGAGCAGUUAAAGCGCUUUCGUUGGUGGGUGGAGCACUUCUUCCUGGUCAGGUCGAGAGCCACAUGGCCAACACCAAAACGCGGAGGAGAGCCAGCUCGUCGGACCAGGGGAACAGCCUGUCUCGAAUCCGAGACGGCGAGAAGCGAGAGAGGAAGAAGCACAAGGUUCACCGACACAAUGGUACUUCUUCCGCCAAUAUUCGCCAUGAGCACCGUUCACGCCGCCGGUACAGCGACGAGUCGCCCUCGCGAUCACCGGGUGAAGGCACCACUCGCAAACUCAAAGCCAUCGAGUACCACAAGCACGACGACUCAGCCUCUGACACGGACUCUGAUCCCAUGCAGCAACACAGCAAUGGUGCAAGCAAACGCAAAAGCACCAACGGUGCAAUGGUCGUGUUCGGCGCAGAGGAAAAGACCAAGCGUGCUUGCCGCAGUUUCCUGGCCAAUGCACCGGGACUAGACUCGGACAAAGGCUAUUCCAUUCACAAGAUGCUCAAGCGAUGGCAUAAGCAUAACGACGUCCGAAGCAGCACCAUGAAGAUGGAGGAGGAGCAGGACCUGUGGAGGGCGUUGCGAAUAAGACGAAACGAGAAGGGCGAAUAUGUGGUCUUUUUCUGA
Molecule: messenger RNA, 1641 nt
Organism: Fonsecaea erecta
Lineage: Eukaryota; Fungi; Ascomycota; Eurotiomycetes; Chaetothyriales; Herpotrichiellaceae
Exons: 3
Coding region: 1-1641 (546 amino acids)
Biological process (GO): rRNA processing; negative regulation of transcription by RNA polymerase II
Cellular component (GO): nucleolus
Molecular function (GO): DNA binding
Source: RefSeq, a predicted model, not a curated record